Chara braunii is the source of this 3954-nucleotide messenger RNA. The record is from the annotation of a GenBank genome assembly. Lineage: Eukaryota; Viridiplantae; Streptophyta; Charophyceae; Charales; Characeae.
CUGAGCGAGGUGAGCAAGUAGGGAGAGAUCUGUUCAUUGACGGAUUCCGCAGUCGGACAAUAAGGGCUAAGUUGCGAAAGCAGUUUUCCCCCAUUACCCAUACGUUACAACAAAUUAUGGUUGCUGCGGAAGAAAUGGAACGGAAGUUCGCGGCGAACUUCCUAGAAGGAGAAGACUACCCUAGAGACGGAGAUUCGACAGAGCUUGCACGAGCAAGAGCAGAGCUGACUGCUUUACAGAACAAAUUUGAAAACAUGGGGUUUGUAUCAGGACCUGUCAUCUAUAUGGAACAGAUAGGCCCCAAACGAGUAAUCCUAAGCGAGACUCCGAGCAUCUCUGCUCCUAUGAUGCCCCCGCCCGUCAGGGCCUUACCCCCGCCGCCGGUUGAGGCUCCUGUACGAUCAAACGAAUCGGCGGUCAUUUUCGAACUAACCAAAACCUUGAUUAGUUUGAUCCAAAAAAGCAAAAAGGACCAACGAGAGCAUAAAGCUCGGUUGGAAGCCAUGAUGAGGAACAUGCGACCCAUUGCGGUGCGUGCCCCUCCGAUGCAGCAAGGAUUAACCCCAGCCCCUGCUCUCGGGGGAGCUGCGAACAAUCUGAAUGUCUGCUACGCUUGUCAUCAGCCCGGACAUCUAGCCCGUGAUUGCCCCCACCGACCCCCACAACAGCGGAUCGGAGCCGCACCUAUGGCUGCGGCUCCCAUCGCCAACGGACUUGGACGAGUCGGAGCCCUGAUGGAAGAAAUAGAGGGUGGGGGAAGUGCCCUGGCUACCUUGGAAGAGGCCGCCGAGCUAAUCUCGCUAGACCAAUACGUAUCGCUAGGAUAUCCUGGGCUUGGAAUGAUCGGAACAAUCCGACCAGCACCAGAACCGAAAGAGAUGGUGGAGUGGCGACCGUCCCUAGGAGAAAUGGAGUCGGGAGGACCCACCUUCCUCACAGGGGAGAUCGAUGUAUUAAACAUCAUCCGAGUUUUGGACCAUCGGAUUCCCCUUCCGAUUGGUCAUCUGCUCUCGAUCUCCGAGCAAGCCAACGAGCGAAUGUUACAACAUUGCAAAGCGAACCGAAAGCGUUUCGCCCUUGCCAGAACCCCGAACGCGAAAGCCAAAAGCCCCGCGCCCGAAGAAAACCCCGCAAGUACUUCGGAUCCGAUACGGAUAGGUUUAAUCCAGAAAGAUGAUCAUUUCCUGCGAAUUAAACCAAUUCCGUGGAAAUCUGCCGAGUGCGAUAUAGAAAUUUGGGGAAUUUCUUACAAUGCUAUUAUAAGUUCGGGAGCAGCUGUGUUGGCUAUCUCACUGAGAGCGGUCGAAAGUGCAGAUAGAAAAAACGACCUGAUCACGCUUUCUGAGAAAGAUCAGCUAGUUUUGGCUGACGAAGAAAGAAUUAAAACCGUGGGAAGAAUGACCAAUGUCGCUUUCCGAUUGGGUAAAGUGCAUGCGCUUGGGGAUGUCGUAGUACUAGAUGUCAAUACGUACGACGUUCUCUUCGGACUUCCCGCUCUUGUGGCGUUACGAGCAAACCUGGACUUCGAACGACGAUCGAUCGUCCUCCGAAAUACAGGAGGAAAACCCUACGCUGUGCCCAUGCGAUUGACCUUUCGCACUACUAUUAACACGGUUCCGUGGGUUUCGCCGAUGAUGGCAGGGACUCUCCGCAUGAUCUCUUGGGAGAAAUCCGCAGAGGGAGAGUCAUCAACAGAUGAUACGGAAAGCAGUGACGAGGAUGAUCCGGAGAUCUUGAAAUUGGCACGACAACGUGUUUGUUACCCGCCGCCCAAAACGAUAGCGAGAACGAUGCAACUGACCAGCCGAAAAAUUCAAAGGACCAAGGCGAUGAUCUUGGGCGAGCCCCUCGUGCAGAUUUCGAGGAUGGUUGAUUCUUUGGAACCCCCUCAAACUCUGUACGAAGGAAUCACCCCUCUCCUCGCCCGGUACAUCGACAAGAAGCAUUACUGUGACAUUACGGAUCUACCCAAGUCCUUACUAACCUCGGCUAAAGAAGUGAGAUUGUUACGCUUGGGGGCGGAAGCAAACUCUCUGGAACCCCCUGGGCGUUUUGAAGCAGAAACAGACGUGCUGGGGAUAAAGAUCGCAACUAAGGAAGUUCCAUGGCAGGAUGUUUGUGACGGGAUUACCCCGGAACGACACGUGGCAAUCCGAGAAGAAGAUGCCCAGAUGAUGGCCACGGUGUUCUCUUGGCGAUCGCGUCAUUCAUUCAUCUCGGCGUCUCCACCCGACUUGACAAAACAGGUGAACACGAAACAGAUUGAGGUUCGGAUCUGGGACCAACUUUUUGAACUGCACGUUCCACAAUACGUGCCAGAUGAAAUCCACGGGUGGGUUCGGUGUCCGAUGGGGAUUUGCAAUGCGCCUGCCACGUUUCAGCGAGCGAUGAACAUGACGUUCCAUAACUUCGUCAACAAGACACGGCUGACGCAAGGAAUGAUUAACUUCUGCGUGAUCGUGUACAUGGACGACAUCCUGGUCUAUUCGGAAACCUAUCACGGGCACGCGCAACACAUCAAAUGGACAUUGGGUGCAUUGAGAGACACUGGGUUCAAGAUUGCGCUUGAGAAGAGCGAAUUUUUCCUCUCGAAAAUUUCGCUCUUGGGCUAUGUCGUGACACGUGGAGGAUUGCGGCCAGACUCGAGAAAAGUUACGACGAUGAAGGAAGCUUCGGUUCCCACGUCACUGACGCAGGUUCGAACCUUCUUGGGACUAGCGUCGUACUACCGACGCUUCAUCAAGGGCUUUGCCGCGAUUGCACGACCACUAACGAAUCUGCUACGGAACGACCAGCCUCUCAGCUGGGACGCGGAGUGCCAGCAGGCCUUUGCAACCCUCAAGGACGCUCUGGCAACGGCCCCUAUUUUGAUUCGACCGGACCCCUCGAAGCAGUUCAUUCUCAUCACGGACUGGCAACCGGAAGCUAUUUCCGCUAUUCUAGCGCAGAAGGGGAACGAUGGUCGUGAACACGUCAUUGAGUAUGCGUCACGAACCGUGCCGGAUGAACGAAGAAACAACUCCGCACCUCAGGGUGAGUGUUAUGCGGUAGUUUGGGGAAUCCAACACUUCCAUCCGUAUCCCUACGAACAGAAGUUCCGCCUCGUAACGGAUCACGAGCCUCUGCUAGCGCUGAAGAAGCUCACCAACUAUACGGGCAUGAUUGGCCGUUGGGCGGUGCGACUACAAGAAUACGACUUCGAUAUCGUCCAUCGAAAGACAGAGCGACACGGCAACGCGGACGGGCUGACACGUCUGCAUCGACCUGCCAAGUGGGCGGCGCUGAGAGCAGAAGAGGAGGCCGAAGAGGAAUCGGAAGGAGAAUUGAGGAGAGAGGACGGGGAAGCAGCGGCCCGAUUGGCCGAGGACGAGGAAGAAGAGCGCGAAGCAGAAGAAGAGUCGGUGGAAGCUGAAGAAGAAGAAGAAGAAGAAGAAGAAGAAGCAGAGGAGGAGACUUCGGAGGAAGAGGAAGAGGCCUAUAGCGAGUACAGCGAGGGCGAGCAAAGUGAGGAGGAGGACGAAGACGACGAAGAAGUGGAAAGCGGGGACGACCAGGAGCCAACACACGACGAGCUCGAGUGGGUGCCAGGACCGGAUCGGCGAGAGGAGAACCCGGAGGCUGCUGCGCAGCGCAAGAAAGAGAUCGCAGAAGGAAAGCGGCUGGCGAUCGAUCCCGCACUGAACGAUCCUUUCAAGGAUCCCGGGCCGCCCAAGCCAGAACAUGGAGACCUUGCUGCCACGACCUCGGGAGCCGCGACGACAAGGCACCGAUCCCGAUCCCGAUCCACGUCCCCCUCCGCCUCCGCCCGUCCCCCAAUUCGUCAACGUGUCAAUGAGGGGCUUAGCCCUUCGUCCCCGAUCCAUAUACCACCAUCCCCUUAGCUAUCUCUCUUUCAAUCAGUAUUUCCAUCGUGUCGUCUACCCCUGUAAUCCCUUCCCCAUCGCCACCUUCCGA